AGGAAAGAGUCCCCGCAAUCAAAAGUAAAGUUUAACUAUAAAUAAACAUUGUAGAGGGAACAAAGUUUGAAAGUUUAAAGAGUGCCAGGCAGAAAGAAGAAGUCCAGUCACAGAGUAGCAGAGAACUAACUCACCCCGACCUGACUAUGGAUGUCCUAGUUUUUGUUCUCCAGACCAUCCUGUUCCUUCUGACUCUGCCCCUUCACCUGCUCGCCCUGUUGGGCUGCUGGAAACCCAUCUGUAGUAAGUACUUCCCCUAUCUAAUGGCAGCACUGACUCUCAGGAGCAACCAGAAGAUGGAGGGUAAGAAACGGGAGCUCUUUAGCCAGAUAAAGGAGCUGGCUGGAGCCUCUGGGCAGGUGGCAUUGCUUGAACUUGGCUGUGGUACAGGUGCCAACUUUGAGUUCUACCCAGCUGACUGCAGGGUCACUUGCAUUGAUCCUAACCCCCAUUUUGAGAAGUUCCUGGCAAAGAGUAUGGCCAAAAACAAGCAUCUUCAAUAUGAACAGUUUCUAGUGGCUCCAGGGGAAGAUAUGAGUCAAGUGGCUGAUGGCUCGAUGGAUGUGGUGGUCUGCACCCUGGUCCUGUGCUCAGUCCAGAGCCCAAGCAAGGUCCUGCAGGAAGUCCAGAGGGUGCUAAAACCAGGAGGUAUCUUCUUUUUUUGGGAGCACGUGGCUGAGCCCCCUGGAACUUGGGGCUUGUUGUGGCAGCGGGUGGUCGAACCCACCUGGAAGCACAUUGGCGAUGGCUGCUACCUCACCAGGGAGACCUGGAAAGAGCUGGAGAGAGCCAAGUUUUCUAAACUACAACUAAAAUGGCAACCCCCUCCCUUCAAGUGGCUACCAGUUGGUCCCCACAUCAUAGGACUGGCUGUGAAAUGAUCUUAGGGCCCAUAAGACCAACUGAGUUAUUCCAUCCCUCUCUUCUUCCACUCCAGCCUGCUCUCUCUCUCUCUCCCACUUGGAAGGGGAGGUCCAUGACUUCUCUGCCCUUUCCUCUCACUUGAGGCUUCUCCUUCCUUAGCUGGGCCUCCUCACUUCUCUUACCCUCUCUGCUGCUCUCCCAUUAGGCCCCUUCCUCUUCUUCAAUACCCAUCUCCCAAUUAUCCCUCCAUUGGCUCCACCACAACCCUCUUCACUUGUAGUUUCAUGAACUGAUCCAUGGACUCAAGAGUAGACAUUUAUCCAUACAUAUCUCUCUCCUCUUCUCUCUCUUCUCUUUCCCUUCCUUCCUCUUUCUCUCCUCUCUCUGCCUAACACCCCAAGCUAUUAUUUCCCUCUUCUUUCCACCCAUCCAGGUUUCCUCUCCUCUCCCCAGCCCCAACUUUGAUCAUGUCAUCUCUUCCCUGGCUCCCUAAUAAAGUCUGUCUCCAGAAA
This is a messenger RNA of Monodelphis domestica (gray short-tailed opossum), 1376 nucleotides long. It is a transcript of the gene TMT1B, whose product is annotated as thiol methyltransferase 1B. NCBI's taxonomy places the organism in Eukaryota, Metazoa, Chordata, Mammalia, Didelphimorphia, Didelphidae. The record is from RefSeq and is a predicted model, not a curated record. Gene Ontology annotation, molecular function: S-adenosylmethionine-dependent methyltransferase activity.